AUUGGAUCGUAUAGGGCCUUAGGCCAACUAACCACGCACGCACCCAACUGCUCUGCCUCUCUGUAUAUUUUCUUCACUGUCGCGAGAUUCUUCCACUGUCUGAUCCCAAAGGAGCUUGUUGUUGUUGUUGUAAAAUCCGUUGUGAAUGGCGAGGAAGAAGAUCAGAGAGUACGACUCUAAGCGCCUCCUAAAGGAGCAUCUCAAACGCCUUGCCAACAUUGACCUCCAGAUCCAUUCCGCCCAGGUGACAGAGGCAACGGACUUUGCUGAGUUAACAAACGCGGAGCCAUGGCUUUCGUCCACUAGGUUGGUUGUGAAGCCUGACAUGUUGUUUGGGAAGCGUGGAAAGAGUGGCUUGGUGGCACUGAACUUGGAUUUAGCUCAAGUUGCUGAGUUUGUGAAAGCUCGCCUUGGUGUUCAGGUUGAAAUGGGUGGUUGCAAGGCACCAAUAACUACGUUCAUUGUUGAGCCAUUUGUUCCCCAUGACCAAGAGUAUUAUCUUUCGAUAGUCUCUGAACGGCUUGGAUGCACCAUUAGCUUUUCAGAAUGUGGGGGUAUUGAAAUUGAAGAGAACUGGGAUAAAGUUAAGACCAUAUACCUUCCAAGUGAGAAGACUUUGACAUUGGAGGCCUGUGCUCCAUUGAUUGCUACACUACCCUUGGAGGUUCGGGGAAAAAUUACCGACUUUGUAACCGGUGUGUUUAAUGUAUUUGAAGAUCUUGACUUCAGUUUCCUCGAGAUGAAUCCAUUCACAUUGGUGAAUGGGGAGCCAUAUCCCUUGGAUAUGAGGGGUGAAUUGGAUGACACUGCUGCAUUUAAGAACUUCAAGAAGUGGGGUAACAUUGAGUUUCCUCUGCCUUUUGGGAGAGUCAUGAGUCCUACAGAAAGCUUCGUUCAUUCACUGGAUGAAAAGACAAGUGCAUCUUUGAAAUUCACAGUGUUGAAUCCAAAAGGACGCAUCUGGACAAUGGUAGCUGGAGGUGGUGCAAGUGUUAUAUAUGCCGACACUGUUGGAGAUUUGGGAUAUGCACAGGAGCUUGGUAACUAUGCAGAGUAUAGUGGAGCCCCAAAUGAGGAAGAGGUGUUGCAAUAUGCCAGAGUUGUUAUUGACUGUGCUACUGCAGACCCCGAUGGUCGUAAGAGAGCCCUUCUUAUUGGAGGGGGUAUUGCUAACUUCACUGAUGUUGCUGCUACUUUCAAUGGCAUAAUUCGAGCUCUUAAAGAAAAGGAAUCCAAAUUAAAAGCAGCAAGAAUGAACAUCUAUGUUCGAAGAGGUGGUCCAAACUAUCAAACUGGUUUGGCAAAGAUGCGCACUUUGGGAGAGGAACUUGGCAUACCCAUUGAGGUUUUCGGGCCAGAGGCAACCAUGACCGGAAUCUGCAAACAGGCAAUUGAUUGCAUAAUGUCUGCGGCAUAGUUUGACAAUUAUUUUUGCUCAUCCGUCAGCGUGAGUUGCAAAAUAAUUUGGUGCGAGGGGUGUGAUGUGAUGAAUGAUCAGCAUCGGGCUGGCAGAGAUAGAGUUGGAUCGGAUUGUUGUAAACUCUAAAAACAGCAGUUUUUGUCUUGUUUUGCUUUUUCUUCUCUCUUCUUAACUUAACUUCGAGUUAGCAUGACAUUGUUGUUUUGACCCUUAUCGAAAACCCCAGUGUGCAAAGAAAGAUCCAAUCGAUUGCUUUCCCUUAACUGAAGUCAAUGAAAACCUACAUCUGCCAUCGUAAUUGUCAUUUA
Molecule: messenger RNA, 1728 nt
Organism: Juglans regia (Persian walnut)
Lineage: Eukaryota; Viridiplantae; Streptophyta; Magnoliopsida; Fagales; Juglandaceae
Product: ATP-citrate synthase alpha chain protein 3-like
Exons: 12
Coding region: 146-1417 (423 amino acids)
Biological process (GO): tricarboxylic acid cycle; succinyl-CoA metabolic process
Cellular component (GO): succinate-CoA ligase complex; cytosol
Molecular function (GO): succinate-CoA ligase (ADP-forming) activity
Source: RefSeq, a predicted model, not a curated record